AUGGAUCUUCCUAGAGAUGUGAACGAUUACAUGAAACAAUCAAUUGACGAUUCACUGGGGAUUCCUGUAUCGUCGCAAACCCUAGAAGCCAAGCUUCGAGCAUCGCAAGAGUCACAAUGGCGCCUCCGCGAACAGCUUCAUUCCCUUUUCCCCAAAUUGAAGCAGAAAGAUCAACUCAUCGAGCGCCUCAAGUGUGAAGCGACUAUGAACGCACGAGCUGUGAAGAAGUUCGUUGAGGAGAAUCAGAGACUGGCGAUGGAGUGUGGGAAUUUGUUGGGGCAAUGUCAUCAUUUGGAAAAGGAAUGCGCCCUGUAUGAUCAGGACAGGGAAGCGUUGAUGGAAUUUGGGAACGAUGCUGAUGAACGGGCACGGCUGGCUCAAUCGCGCGUUCUUGAUUUGGAACGGGAUUUGCUCUUGAUGAAGAAUGAAUUAAAGACAUACAAGCAUCAGCAUGAAUUGAUCAAUUCUUCUUUGGCGUGCACACUUGGAGAAAAGAAUUUACUUGAUUCUUUUUUGGCAACUGUUACUAGUAAAGAUGAUGAUUCUACGUAUGCAUUUUUGGAAGUAAACAGUGAGAAUGAGUCGUGUAAAAAGUUGCUGAGCAUGUGGAACUGCAUAAGGCCAUCAACUCGGAGAGUUUUGUCACUAGUUGCUAAAGUCAAAUCACUUGAGAAAAAUAAGGAGCAUCUAAGAACUAACCUUCACAAAGCUGAGGAGGAGGUCAAAUUACUGUUUGAUGAAAAUAACAUAUUAGAUGAGGAGAACAAACGGCUAUUUAGGCAAUACAAGGAAAGGAACCAUCCUGAUUCUGGGGGAAAAUAUACCAACUGCUCAUCAGCCAAGUCAAACAAGAGAAAGUCUAGUCCCAGAACAAGUAGCUCAAUGGAGAGGAAGCUUGAUUUUGACGAUUUAGAUUCCGAGAGACAACCAUUAUCACCCUUACGAAAUAACUCCCGAGACUGUAGAAUGCAUAAGAAGUAA
Abrus precatorius (Indian licorice) is the source of this 981-nucleotide messenger RNA. RefSeq lists its product as uncharacterized. The transcript has 6 exons. Bases 1 to 981 code for a protein of 326 amino acids. Lineage: Eukaryota; Viridiplantae; Streptophyta; Magnoliopsida; Fabales; Fabaceae. The record is from RefSeq and is a predicted model, not a curated record.